Molecule: messenger RNA, 989 nt
Organism: Dicrocoelium dendriticum
Lineage: Eukaryota; Metazoa; Platyhelminthes; Trematoda; Plagiorchiida; Dicrocoeliidae
Source: the annotation of a GenBank genome assembly
GUAGUGCAUGGUCGGCACACAAUACGACUCACGUCGUUUCUGAUUCACCCGCUUUCUUUCCUCUGCCCUCGUGGUGAAGCAAAUAUGACACGUCGCUUAUGACGCUCUCACUAAUGCCGUUGCACCAUCUUAUCACUGGGCCACCACCCGAUGCGGCGUGGAAUUUUACUCUUGAUGAAAUUCGUCAGCAAUUGGCCUACCUAAAUGUGACAAACUUGUCCGAUUCACAUAUUUGCCAACUGAAAAAACAGUUAGAUGAUUUGAUUGCCAAAGAAUUAGAGCACGUCCAGGUUGCUUCCGAACUGUCUUGUUGCCGCAUAGAGGAUCCGGUUUCUUCACAUCUGGACUCCGUCUCGAAGUUCUCAUCUGACAGCGGAGAUUGCACCACUCCUGAGUCUGAGAUGCAUAAAUCACUGAGCGACUUGGAUUCUCAUCACACUGUACCGACGUUUGCUCCACAAUCCAACUAUUCUAACCGAAAAGGACAAUCAACGAAGCUGUUUUCCAAGCCACACGCUUGGGUUAGACCCUGUCGAUCGGCGAGAACCGGUUACUUAUCGCAUGUGUUGCAACCCGAUAUGAGAACAGAGUCCAGGGACACAGUUUCCAGCAUUUCGGAAAUCAGCGACUCCUCGGCUGUCGGGUUGCCCGCGGAACAGGGUGCCGAUGACGCGUCUUCUGCUCAUCCAAGAAGUUUGUUCCGGGAUCGAUACCUGGAGUACCCCUCUCUAUUCCCUGGCACAGUAGACUCACAAUACAAGAGGCAUCGUGACACUCCCCGACGCCCCCAUACUGAUUGUACCCGGAUAACUGCUAGCUCAACUCUGGUACCUCAGAUCACUCGGGUCAUGCAAUGGGAUUGUUCCCCGACUGCUACGCCGGCAACCGUGGCACCCAAGGUUAACUCACGUCCAUUGUCAACUUGUGAUCUGCUGCGCCCCUCCAACCAACGCCAGCUGGGACAGAACUGCACCCAAGCCAACAUCUGA